AUGCAGCUCGGGGGUAACGCCCGCAAGGCGUACUCGCCCGCGUCCUCUAUCUCAUCGCAAACCGCAUCGCCUCCAUCCCCAGAGACGUCGGCCUCCCAGCGCCCCCGACGGAAUUCAAGGACGCUCCCCGUGCCUAUCCCCGUGCCGAAUUUGACGAAGAAGUCGCGCGGGCGGCGAGUACCGACGGUGAGCAAUGGUGGAAUUUGGCGGGAGCAUAGUCGGCAGGGUGGUGAGCAUGCGGGCGCAAGGAGCUUUACGUGCGAUGUGCCUGGCUGUGGCAAGUGUUUCGCUCGUGGUGAGCACCUGAAGCGACAUGUGCGGAGUAUCCACACCAACGAAAAGCCGCACAAAUGCCCACAUCCAGGGUGCGACAAGGAAUUCAGUCGACAUGAUAACCUUGGCCAGCAUCUCAAGACGCACAAAGGGGGACGCUAG
Coniophora puteana RWD-64-598 SS2 is the source of this 435-nucleotide messenger RNA. RefSeq lists its product as uncharacterized. The transcript is spliced from 2 exons. The coding region runs from base 1 to 435 and encodes 144 amino acids. The record is from RefSeq and is a predicted model, not a curated record. Lineage: Eukaryota; Fungi; Basidiomycota; Agaricomycetes; Boletales; Coniophoraceae. Gene Ontology annotation, biological process: regulation of transcription by RNA polymerase II. Gene Ontology annotation, cellular component: nucleus. Gene Ontology annotation, molecular function: RNA polymerase II cis-regulatory region sequence-specific DNA binding; DNA-binding transcription factor activity, RNA polymerase II-specific.